AUUAUAUAUAUAUAUUGCUUUAUAUAUGUACAUAUAUACACACUACAUAGACACUCGCGCGUUUGUGGGUUUCAAUCCUGUACUCUUCUAUUUUGUUCCGUUCGCGAGCGCACGACGUACAUAUAUACGCGUUAUUAAUUUAUUACGGUUAAAAUGAACCGCUGCCAUGGUUGACGCAGUUUAUCGCGGUAACAUCGACGAAUUGCUGUCUGUGAUUAACCACCUGAAGAAAUACAUAAUCGCAUUCAUAAUCGUUCUGCUAGUUCUGUUAUCGGUGUUUCAUUUCUCCAAGUUUUCAGUACACGUCGUGCCGCUGAUCAUCGUCACGUUAGUGCUGUUGCCGGCCGUCUACUACACGACCGUUCUCGUUCUGAAGUUUAGCACCAACGUAAUUGCUUCGAAUCAAGCCGGAGAAGUCUCGACAAUGAACUCCAACAACAACCAACAAGUUUUAAAAACUCCCGAUCUCCCGUAUCCAAACAGCCCGACCCCACCACCAACGUACGAGGAAGCAACGCGGAAUGAUCAUUACUAUCAACCACAAUCGUGGUUGCCUUCAACGAGUAGUGGGUAUACCAGUAGUGGCCAGUCGACAGUACCCGCUGUUUUCAGUGUCGAAUAUCAGUACAACGAUACCAUACCAAAUGUCAAUAGUGGAAGACCGGCUACGACUAAGCCCACAACCAUACCUAAUCAGAUCCAAGACAAUUAUACGUCGUCGCAUAAGACAACGAUCCAAAACAUUCCCAGCGUGACCAUAACUUUGGACAGCGAUCAACAUCAAACUGAAAUGUAAUAAAAUAAUAAUAGCUGAGUCUAAUAUCGAGUGUCCACAUUCAAAUUUAUUGAAAAUUUAGGAUUAUUAAGACAUUCAAGAUAAAUAAGAUACAUCGAAUCAUUUGAAUUGUUAGGAUAAUCUAGAGAAUUUGAAUAGUUGGAUUUUUCAGCUCUUAAAGUUUUUAACUAUUAAAUCAUUUAAUUGCAUUAUUAUGAUUAUCUAGGCAUCA
This is a messenger RNA of Rhopalosiphum maidis (corn leaf aphid), 1007 nucleotides long. RefSeq lists its product as uncharacterized. The coding region runs from base 167 to 796 and encodes 209 amino acids. Lineage: Eukaryota; Metazoa; Arthropoda; Insecta; Hemiptera; Aphididae. The transcript is spliced from 3 exons. The record is from RefSeq and is a predicted model, not a curated record.